CAUGGUGAUAUACUCUCUCUCUUUACGCUAGGCGUCUUGCUGUGUCUCCUCCACCACCACCACCACCAUGACAGUCUCGAGCCUUCAACCACUGCUGCUGCUACUUAUUCUGUCACAUUGUCUGGCAGCUGGAGUUCCUAAAUGGCGGACUGGUCGAGAUGAGAGCAAGACCCGCUCAGUCUAUAAAGAUCAGGACCACUUAGGGGUCAUGGGUCGAGGUCAACACAAGACUAAGCCUUCAGCAGUGGUGGAAGACAGCGCCUACUGGAACCUGAAGAUGCAGGAGGAGCUGCAGGCGCAGCUGGAAAAGGAGCCCAUUGUGCGCCAGGCGAAGAACGUCAUCUUGUUCCUCGGCGACGGGACCUCCAUCUCCACCCUGACGGCCGCCAGGCUCCUCAAGGGACAUCGAACUGGUAACUUCGAGCACGAGGUUAUGGCCUACGAGAAGUUCCCUUACUCCACCCUCAUCAAGACGUACAGCGCGGACAAGGUGGUGACGGACUCGGCCGCCAGCUCUACCGCCUACCUCAGCGGAGUGAAGGGCAACCAGGCCACCAUCGGGGUGGACGCCAAUGUCCAGCUGGCCGACUGCAACGCCAUGAACGUCCCCCAGUUCCAUACCCACAGUAUCCUCAAGAACUUCCAGGACGCUGGGCGCUCCACUGGCAUAGUCACAGUGACUCGUGUGACCCAUGCCUCACCUGCCGGCACAUACGCUCACACCGCUGAGAGGCAUUGGGAGAGUGACGAUGACAUCAACGACGCCGAGGGCGACCCAGACCUGUGCGACGACAUCGCAGAGCAGCUGAUACUGGGCGAGACUGGCUCCAGGAUCAAGGUUAUCCUUGGUGGCGGGCGUCAGAAGUUUACACCUAAAAAUGUGGUAGAGGAUCCUGAAGGCGGCGACGGAGGCAAGAGAGACGACGGCAAGAAUCUUAUACAAACUUGGAUUGACCAGAAAGUUCUUCUUGGCAAUUCAUCAUACGUGUGGCACCGCAACGACCUCCUUACCCUAGACACUGCCCAUACUGACUACCUCAUGGGACUGUUCGACUGGGGCCACGUAGCGUACACUGUGGACCAGGACAGCAGCAACCCGUCCCUAGAGGAGAUGACCCGGGCCGCCAUCGAGGUCCUGCAGAAGGACGCCAACGGUUACUUCCUCUUUGUCGAAGGAGGCAACAUCGACAGGGCGCACCACCUCAACGAGUACAGGUCCGCCCUGGAGGAGGCCAUCGAGUUCGAGAAAGCCAUAGAGACGGCCGUGGGCCUGACGGACCCCCAGGACACCCUCAUCAUUGUCACGGCUGACCAUGCCCAACCGUUGGUCAUCAAUGGUUACCAGGAGAGAGGCUCUGAUGUCUUGGACCUCGGGGACUACUCUGACGUGGACGGUCUUCCCUACACCACUCUGCUCUACACCAACGGUCCAGGCUACCGUGGAGAGGUGGACGGUAGCCGUCCCGACCCGUCCACCGAGGACUACAGUGACCCACACUACGUAGGAGCGGCGACAGUGCCCAUGGUGGAGUCCAACCACGCCGGGGAGGACGUGGUCCUCUACGCCCGCGGCCCCCACGCCCACCUCUUCACUGGCAUCCACGAGAACACCUACAUCCCCCACGCCCUCAGGUACGCGACGUGUGUUGGGGAGGGUCUACACUUCUGUACCAGCCAGGGGGUGUAGUGGUGGCCUCCUCCCAUGGUGCCAGGCUCUCUCCCCCAUGGUGCCAGGCUCUCUCCCAUGGUGCCAGUGUCAACACUCCUCUCAUGGUGCCUGAACCAACCCCAACUUCCACAUGAGAGACAUGUAACCACCAUAACUCGAUCAACUUGUCUCAUCGUGACUAUCCUCCGCAGAUGUUAUAGCCUCCAUAGAGAGCCGGUGUUACAUAGCAGGAACUCAAUAACAUUAAUAAGAUUGCUUACAAAGGAUGUAUAUAUCAAAGCAACACAGUUGCUAUAGCAUCUAUACAUAAGGUCAAACCUCUAAACCAAAUGGUUUAAUAUCUAUUGAAAGGUGUUCAGUAUUUCUACAAAUUCGGUGAAAGAUAUACACCUGAGGUAUACCCCCCUCCUCGGUCUGUAUAUACUGAGAGUUUUCUGUAGUUCUGGACUAUGUUGAGGACUGCAGUAUACUCUCUGGUUGGUCACUAAGGUAUUGUUAUUGUGGUGGGCGUAAUAACCCUCUACUGGUUGAUAGACCUUAAGUCCAACAACUAAAAACUUCCGCUACAUGUUUAUAUUUCAGAAUGCUAAGCACCCAAGAAAGUGGUUAUAAAUGUCAAUGUAAGGAUGCUAAAUGUUUACUCAAUAAAAACUGCCUCUCCUUCCCAA
Procambarus clarkii (red swamp crayfish) is the source of this 2337-nucleotide messenger RNA. Its product is annotated as alkaline phosphatase. The record is from RefSeq and is a predicted model, not a curated record. Gene Ontology annotation, biological process: dephosphorylation. Lineage: Eukaryota; Metazoa; Arthropoda; Malacostraca; Decapoda; Cambaridae. Gene Ontology annotation, molecular function: alkaline phosphatase activity.